AGAAGGAGAAGAAGAAAAGAAGCAGAAGAGGAGGAGGAAGAGGAGGAGAGGAGGAGGAAGAAGAAGAAGAAAAAGCGCAACCUCAGGAAAGGCUCGAGAGAAGCGACCAAGAAGAGGAGGAGGAGGAGGAGAGGAAGAGGGAGCCAGGGGCAGGAGGGGUAAAAAAGUCGAUCGCCCCCCAGGAGCAUAAAACGUGCGCCAGAGGAGCCGAGGAGCCACAGGUGGAAGGAGGGAGGGAGGAAGGUCCGGCUGCGGAGGCGAAGCGGAGGAGCCCCCUUGGAGCCCUCCCCGCCGGGAGCCCCUGCCUGCCCCCCCCUGACCCCGAAGGACGCGGGGAGGCUGCCGCCCCGCCAGGAUUUCUCCCCGGAGAGGAUCUCGUCCGGCCAUCAAGAUUUUGUCCAAAGGGAGGCAGGAGGAUCGCCCGGCCGCCCUGAGCCGCUUGGUGGGCAGCAGGCGGCGGCUGAUCGCGGCGGGGGCGCUGGGGGUGGUCAUGGUCCUGCUGCUGGUCAUCCUGAUCCCGGUCCUGGUCAGCUCCGCCGGGCCCUCCUCCGCCCACUACGAGAUGCUGGGCACCUGCCGCAUGGUCUGCGACCCCUACGGAGGGGGCACCAAGGCCCCCAGCACCGCCUCCGCCGCCCCGCCGGACAGGGGCCUCAUGCAGUCCCUGCCCACCUUCAUCCAGGGGCCCAAGGGAGAGUCCGGGCGCCCGGGGAAGGCCGGCCCCAGAGGGCCCCCCGGGGAGCCGGGUCCUCCGGGCCCCGUGGGUCCUCCGGGGGAAAGGGGCGAGCCGGGCAGGCAAGGCUUGCCUGGUCCCCCGGGGGCUCCGGGCCUCAACGCCGCGGGGGCCAUCAGCGCCGCCACCUACAGCACCGUCCCCAAGAUCGCCUUCUACGCGGGGCUCAAGCGGCAGCACGAGGGCUACGAGGUGCUCCGCUUCGACGACGUGGUCACCAACCUGGGCAACCACUACGACCCCUCCUCCGGCAAGUUCACCUGCUCCAUCCCCGGCAUCUACUUCUUCACUUACCACGUCCUCAUGCGCGGCGGGGACGGCACCUCCAUGUGGGCAGACCUCUGCAAGAACAACCAGGUGCGAGCUAGUGCAAUAGCGCAGGAUGCAGAUCAAAAUUAUGAUUACGCCAGUAACAGUGUCGUUCUACAUUUGGAGCCAGGAGAUGAAGUCUACAUAAAAUUAGAUGGAGGAAAAGCACAUGGUGGAAACAACAAUAAAUACAGCACAUUUUCUGGAUUUAUAAUUUAUGCUGACUGAUAGAAUCAAAAACUAAAUCACAUUCUUCUAAGUGGUGGAUUCAUAUGGCAAAAAUCAAUGAAUCAAGAAUCCCAGAGGAUACUGGCCAUGGACAUCUCAAUAAUGGGGCCAAAUGCUACCUGCCUCACAUCUGUACAACCCAGAGUGUGUUUUAAAAAUAUAGAGCAAGUUAAGCAGAUGUGUGAUCUACUAUCACCAAAGCAAAAUACUCCCUGUUGUUAGUGUCCAUGUGAAGUUCUAUUUAAAUUACAACUUUUAUAGAGAAAAA
Molecule: messenger RNA, 1538 nt
Organism: Sceloporus undulatus (fence lizard)
Lineage: Eukaryota; Metazoa; Chordata; Lepidosauria; Squamata; Phrynosomatidae
Gene: C1QL3
Product: complement C1q like 3
Exons: 2
Coding region: 491-1270 (259 amino acids)
Molecular function (GO): protein binding
Source: RefSeq, a predicted model, not a curated record